This is a messenger RNA of Brettanomyces nanus, 1746 nucleotides long. RefSeq lists its product as uncharacterized. The transcript has a single exon. Gene Ontology annotation, cellular component: nucleus. The record is from RefSeq and is a predicted model, not a curated record. The coding region runs from base 1 to 1746 and encodes 581 amino acids. NCBI's taxonomy places the organism in Eukaryota, Fungi, Ascomycota, Pichiomycetes, Pichiales, Pichiaceae. Gene Ontology annotation, molecular function: ubiquitin binding; ubiquitin protein ligase binding. Gene Ontology annotation, biological process: ubiquitin-dependent protein catabolic process.
AUGAUCAUUCGUUUCAGAUCUAAAGACGGUGUGUUCAGAGUGAACGCAGAGGCUUCAACUCUUUUUGGGGAUCUGCUGGCCCAGUUACUCUCUAAAUCUCUCCCGGAUGUUGAUUUGAAUACCGUUAAAGUAUCGUCUGAUUCAACAAAUAGUGAUCAGACAUUGGCCAGCUCAUAUGAAAGGAAGACGGCCGCUGAAUUGGGGCUAGAAAAUGGCGCCAUGUUAUAUUUGACGUAUGCAAAGGGUGCGAGUGGAACUAAUGGUUCUGCUGUCAGUAUCAAUGGAAAGAGCGAGCCUGUUAAGGUUUCCUCGACUACUGUUGAGAUAAAGUCAACAACUACAUCUUCCGACCAACUAUCUAUUGAUGAUAAAUUGGAUAAAGAUAAAGGAUUAAUUCAGAGAAAGAGAUCUACCUUCUGUAGACACAACGAAAAGGGGAUGUGCGAGUACUGUUCGCCUUUACCUCCCUGGGAUAAAUCAUAUCAGGAGGAGCAUAGCAUCAAACAUGUUUCUUUCCAUGCCCAUGUGAAUGAAGUCAAUACUCAAGUAAACAAGACGGAAUCCAUCUCUUCGUACAUUGCACCACUUCACCAAUCGAAUUUCAAAAUCGAUAGGCACUGCAUAAAUGGGCAUAAGCCUUGGCCGAAGGGCAUCUGUUCGAAAUGUCAGCCUCCAGCAAUCACUUUACAGACACAGAAAUUUCGGAUGGUCGAUCAUGUGGAGUUUCAGGAUAGUGAGAUAGUUAACGAUUUCAUUAACGCCUGGCGUCUUUCAGGAUCCCAAAGAAUCGGUUUAAUGGUGGGGUCCUAUGAUAGAUAUACUGAAGUUCCGUUAGGAAUUAAGGCCAAAGUUGAGGCCAUCUAUGAGUUGCCACAGUUAGAUAGAGAAGACGGUCUAGUUUUACAGAAGUGGGAGGAUGAAGAUAAAGUUAUUCAAUUGGUACAUGAUAUGGGAUUGGUACCUGUUGGUAUUAUUUUUACCGAUUUAAUUGAUGCUGGUAAAGGCGACGGUUCUGUUAUUUGCAAAAGACAUAAAGAUUCUUUCUUUCUAUCAUCUUUAGAGUUGAUUUUCGCUGUCAAGUGGCAGAUGAAGUUCCCGAAUAUUUGUAAAUGGUCUUCUUCUGGUACUUUCUCAUCAAAAUUUGUCACCUGUGUUAUCUCCGGUAAUACGAGUGGUCAAAUCGACAUCGAAGCUUAUCAGGCUUCUGAAAGUGCCGAAGGUUUAGUAAAAGCCGAUCUCAUUUCUCCUUCCACUCAUCCUAAUCAGGUAUUCAUUAAUGAACAGGAUGAGGAAAGAUAUGUGCCCGAUAUAAUGUAUAGAAUGAUUAACGAGUACGGACUGGAGGUGAAAAGAAAUGCAAAGCCAAGUUUCCCCGUCGAGUAUCUUUUGGUGUCUCUCACACAUGGAUUUCCAGAGGCCCCAUCACCGUUCUUUAAGGAUUCUGAAAAGUUUGCUAUUGAAAGUAGGAACUACAUUGAUGAGGUGGCUACCAUGUCUGAUAUUAAGGAACACUUCAAUAUCAAAAAUGAUCCAACUGAGUUCACAUCUAGGCUUAGCAAUUUCCAUCUACUCAACUAUUUGUUGAACAAUUUGCAAGUUUUGGGUGCUCCUGAACGAGCUUUAAUCAUCAAGAUAGUGAAGGAAUUUGCUUCUGGUGACGUAAACACCGCCAAAGCUGAUUCGUUCAAUCUCCUAGAGUCUCCUGGUUGGAAAUCAUUGAAAAUGAUAGUGGAUAUGGGAUACUAG